This is a messenger RNA of Salvia splendens (bonfire salvia), 823 nucleotides long. Its product is annotated as non-specific lipid transfer protein GPI-anchored 21. The transcript has 4 exons. NCBI's taxonomy places the organism in Eukaryota, Viridiplantae, Streptophyta, Magnoliopsida, Lamiales, Lamiaceae. The coding region runs from base 68 to 748 and encodes 226 amino acids. The record is from RefSeq and is a predicted model, not a curated record.
CUCUAGCUUCUCCCUAAUCACCAAUCUAGUACAACUCUCUCUCUCUCUCUCUGAAACAAGAAUCCAUAUGGAAAUCAUGAAUCUAUUUAUCCCUCUAGCAACCUCUAUGAUCAUCCUAGCCUCCCUAAGCCCAUACACAGCGGCGCAGUCGAACACGAACACGAACACGAAUGCCAUAUGCACGGGGCCGAUGCUGCGAAGCUUCGGGUCUUGCUUAGGCUUCCUGGCUGGUGGGUCAGGCGGUUCGUCAUCACCGACUUCAGCCUGCUGCAACUCAUUGAGAGACCUCAUGAGAAACGGCCAAGAUUGCUUGUGCCUCAUCGUUACCGGAGGUGUACCUUUCGAAAUUCCCAUCAAUCGAUCUUUGGCUAUCUCCCUUCCUAAAGCAUGCAAGCAAUCCGGUGUCCCAAUUGAAUGCAAAGCCACGGCUAGCCCUGUUCCAGCUCCAGAACCAAGGAAUUCAAACCCCGGUGCACCAAAUACAAAUCCUGGAUUAUCUCCUCCCUCAAUUCCUCAAGUUCCGUUUAUUCCUCAGCCCUUGACACCACCUUCUUCCGGCGGGAGCGGUGGCGGUACUGGUGACGGUGACGAUGGCAUGACGCAGCCUGAGACGCCGCAAGGUGACCUAGUCCCGACGCUUACGCCGCCGGAAAUGCGGCCGACAUUGUCGGCUGCACAGCCAGCUUCGAGUGUUAUUCCAUCUAUUCUUGGAGUGACGAUGGGCGUCUUUCUUGUCUUCUUUCAUUGAUAGUACUAUGUAAUUUUUGUGGAUUUUUUUAGAGAUAAUUGAUUCAUCAUUUGUAGAAUAUUUUCUUUAAUAUAC